ACUCUUUAUUAUUAUGAUUAUGUUGUUUUCUGAUCUAAUGGUUUAUCCUUUGAAAAAAUUGUUCGGGUUUUGUUUGGGGAAGAAAAAAGAAUUGAAUCUCAAGUUUUAGUUUUGUGACAUAUCGGUCAAAGCUUUCGAUUUCUUUUCUCCCAUCUCGUAUAGGGUUUUCCUUUGUAUAUUUUUUUUUAUUGAUUUUAUAUUUGAUCCUACUAGAAAAUUAAGCAUGUACAGGCCUUAUUAUAUGUUCAAAAAGUGAUCUUUAGGUAAUCUGUUAUAUAUGAUUGUUUUUGGUGUUGGGUUUUCAUGUUAUAUGGUGAUGUUUUUAGGUGGAGUUUCUUUUUUGUUUGUUUAAUGAAAUGAAGGAGUAAAUUCAUAGGUGAAUCUAGGAUUUCUGGAACAUGGGUUCACCACUAACAAAAAGAAGGAAAAAAUAUAUUAAGCGGGAAUUAAUCCCUAGUCCCCUAGGUAAAUAAUUCAACCUUCAACCAAAAGCACCAUUUAGUCUUUUUGUAAUAUGUGUUCCAGUAGGUAGUAUUAUACUAAUUUUAGAAAAUAUAUACAUAAAAUACCAAGUUUUAUGACGAGACCAUGUGUUCACGUGCCCAAAAAAUAGUGCUUAAAAUCGCCCUUGAGUAAAUUGGUUUAAAGUUUUGAUUUUUUGCAUACUGAACUCAAGUGGUAUCUGGGUAAUUUCAUAGUUUGUAGGGGUGAUUGUUGAUGAAUUUAUUAAACAAUUGUAGAUUGUAUAUAUGGUACAGUCUUUUGCUGAAUUGUGGCAUUGAAUGUUAGUUUAUUACUUCCUCCAACCCAAUUUAUGUGGCACAGUUGGAAUUUCGAGAAUCAACCAAGUUUUUGAAUUUCUUUACAUGCCUUUUAAAUACGAUAAGCUGUUAAUUAUUGUGAUUUAUAGUAAUUUUUACGUAGUUUUCAAAUAUAUAAAUUUUAUUUCAAAAAACUUAAAGCUAAUAUGUCCAAAUUCACUGUCAAAGUUUAGAAGUUUGAAUCUCGAAAUUCCAACUGUGCCACAUAAAUUAGGACAGAGGGAGUAAUUUUUUCCCUUGGCUGAUUAUUGAGACAGGAACAUUGAGAGAGCACCAUGACCGUUUAGUCUCUUUUCUUUUGCUUUAGACUUUGUAAGGAAGUAUCUGUAUCCUUGGGCAUAUUGUGAGUAGCUAUUGGUGUGGUCUAGUUGGAGAAAAUGUUAGAACCUAGGUGUAUUUGGUUAGAGUUUCUUUCGGGUAUCUUUGUAUUGAAUUGUGCUUUGAUAACAACAACAACAACAUACUCAGUAUAAUCCUACCAGGUGGGGUCUGGGGAGGGUAGAGUGUACGCAGACCUUACCUCUACUUUUUAUGGGUAUAGAGGCUGUUUCCAAAGACCCCCGUGAAUUGUGCUUUGAUAACAUUGUAUUUCUUAUAAUGGAGAUCUAGUUGUGUGAGUUGAUAUUUUGGUGUUAUUAGAAUUUGUAAUGGAUGUUGAUCUCUCUAUACUCACCAUAAUUCCCCUCCCAAGUCCCAGGUAACCAUGCGAUCUGAGUUAGGUAAGUUAAUAGUUGGUCUAGCUAAGAGGUAUUAAGCAAUUUAAUGACCUAUAGUUGUGGCAUAGUCUUGGAUGGUCAUUCAAUCAUACAUCAAUUAUACAGGAAUAUCUGAGUUAUACCUGUGUUCUUUGCUUACAGCAAACAAGUCUCUGAAAUACUUUCAAUGGUUUUAGAUUUGUCUAGAAAUAAGUUAGUGUGUGGUUUGCGGGCUAUGGCACAGGAGCGGGGUUUAUCCUGUGCGCACCCGAGGGUAGCGGCUGCGGGUUCCCUUGCAUUAAAAAAAAAAAAAGUUUUAGUAUGAAGUUGAAACUCCUGGACAUAUUACCAGUUACAUUUCUUUUGAUAGCAACAUUCUUAUCCUGUGAGGACUAGCUAAUGAUAUCCAAUUCUACUGGAAAUUGGAGAGAAAAGGAUCGUGGAAGGCUAGCAGCUCGUCAACCAUCUCUUGUGUGGGCAGGUUUAUUGCAGAAAUGGAGUCUCCAAAAGAGACAGGUUGCCAGGCCAGAGAAGGCCCCAUCCUUUGCGUCAACAACUGUGGGUUUUUUGGUAGUGCAGCCACGAUGAAUAUGUGUUCGAAGUGCCACAAGGACAUGAUACUGAAGCAGGAACAAGCUAAACUUGCAGCUACAUCCAUCGAAAACAUUGUAAAUGGAAGCUCAAGCAAUAAUGAUAAAGAGCCUGCUGUUGCUGCUACAAUUGAUGUGCAAACCGGCUCGGCUGAAUUAAAGGUUGUCUCAAUAGAAACUUCUGCAGACUUAGCCUCAGGGCAGAGCUCAGAGAUGAAGCCAAAAGAGGGCCCAAGUCGGUGCAAUACUUGCCGCAAGCGUGUGGGUUUAACAGGUUUCAACUGCAAGUGUGGAUAUCUUUUCUGUGCAGUUCAUCGUUAUUCGGAGAAACAUGACUGCCCCUUUGAUUAUAAGAAUGCUGGUCGAGAUGCUAUAGCUAAAGCAAAUCCUGUGGUCAUGGCCGAAAAGCUUAAUAAGAUCUAGGAGCCUUUGUUGAAGGUCAAAUGAAUUGAAGCAUGAUGCAUUAGCUUUAAGCUCUGUCCAUCUCCCCUAUAAGUUUGCCACAUGUCUUAUAAGGUCUCCCUUAAAUGCAGAUGGUAUAAGGCAACAAAAGCGGAGCAUCUUUGCAAGUUCAUUUCAGCCCUGUCAAGUGCUAGAAUGACUCCUGUGUGUAAGUUUUUGUUUGUGCUGGCUUGGUGGACAUCUUCAUGCAAUUUGUAAUUUGGCCUCGUUCAUCCUGUUUCUGUGUCUUAUGUAAUGUGCUGAAUGUUAUCUAUUUUUAAUUGAAAAAAAAGGUUUCCUUUUUCUUGA
Molecule: messenger RNA, 2856 nt
Organism: Lycium ferocissimum
Lineage: Eukaryota; Viridiplantae; Streptophyta; Magnoliopsida; Solanales; Solanaceae
Product: zinc finger A20 and AN1 domain-containing stress-associated protein 8-like
Exons: 2
Coding region: 2011-2529 (172 amino acids)
Molecular function (GO): DNA binding; zinc ion binding
Source: RefSeq, a predicted model, not a curated record